AGAGCAACAAGUGGGGAAGUAAAACAGAGGCGACGGCUGACGCGUCCCGCAGCGGCGGACGGAGUCAGCGGGAAGAAGCGGGGGGCGGAGGAGUCCAAUCGGAAUCCACCCGAUUCUUCCUUCCCCCUCUCGAUCCUUCUUCCUUCGCGGCCGACGGGGCGGAAGACGAGAUCCUCCUCGAUUCGGCCUUGCGGCGGCGGCGGAGGCGGGCGAUGGGGGUCGCGGCCGCGGCGGGAGCCGGAGGCCAGCUCCUGGCGGCGGUGGUGGACUGGGAGUGGGAGCGCGAGGCCUACCCGGCGUACGGCGACUUCGUCGCGCUCCCCUUGUUCGCCGUCUUCUUCUUCGUCGUCCGCUACCUCCUCGACCGCUUCGUCUUCGAGAGGAUUGGAAGGAAACUUAUAUUUGGGAAGGAACAGGAUAAAGUUGAUUUUGAAAAGGAGGAAGCAAAAAAGAAGAUAAGAAAAUUCAAGGAAUCAGCUUGGAAAUGUGUCUAUUUCCUAUCUGGAGAGAUUUUAUCUUUGUCGGUUACAUAUAAUGAACCUUGGUUCACUAACACUAAAUAUUUCUGGGUUGGACCUGGUGAACAAGUUUGGCCUGACCAAAAGAUAAAAUGGAAACUUAAGGCUGUCUAUAUGUAUGCUGCUGGAUUCUACACAUAUUCCAUAUUUGCACUUAUGUUUUGGGAAACAAGGCGUUCAGAUUUUGGUGUGUCAAUGUCACAUCAUGUUGCAACUGUUGUGCUGAUAGUUUUAUCUUAUGUGUUCAGGUUUGCUAGAGUUGGUUCGGUAGUAUUGGCAAUUCAUGAUGCAAGUGACGUGUUCCUGGAAGUAGGGAAAAUGGCCAAGUAUAGCCAUUGUGAUUUGCUUGCCAAUGUUGCAUUUCUUCUUUUUGUCGUUUCAUGGGUCCUUCUCCGCCUCACAUAUUUUCCAUUCUGGAUUCUCAGAAGUACAAGCUAUGAAGUCUUGUUGACAUUGGACAAGAAGAAGCACAAUUUUGAUGGUCCUAUCUACUACUACGUGUUCAAUUCUCUCCUAUUUUCACUCCUUGUUCUUCACAUAUAUUGGUGGGUUCUGAUAUAUCGGAUGCUUGUGAGACAAAUCAAAACAAGAAAUGUUGGAGACGAUGUUCGAUCUGAUUCCGAAGGUGAAGACGAGCAUGAAGAUUGAUUGCUGAAGCUACCUGGUUUCUAUCUUGACAUGGUGCCAAGAACGCCAACGCAAAUACCUCGGCUUAUGAAUUCUUUUCCCGGCUGUGGAAACAUGUGCAUAUUGUUUGGGGAUGAGCACUAUUCUUCAUGGUAUUCGUUAAAGAGACGUAACAUUUCCUCUGUCUCGGUAGGAUAUCUGUGUGUUGAUGGAUGUAGCACGAGAGGUUGCUCCCGAAGCCUGCCUUCUGGCUGAUCAUCACAGAGUAAGUGCUCAAUUAUGUAGAGAUUGAAAUGUAAUGAAAUGUAACAAUAACGAAAAUGUUAGUAUACUAUUCCAAAUAUAUAUAUUCUAUGUGUAAGAAUAUGUAUACCAUAUGACCAUUAUCUGAAACUGUGUAGUACUAGUAAUUAAACAAGAUUAGAGCUGCCCAUGAUCGUUUUGUGCCGGGGGUUGCAGCUUUGUAUCGUGCUAGAUAAUUAAGACCCGACUAGGGGGUGCAUCCGGUACUGUAAAACAACUAUUCCCAUUUUUCAUUGUAUUUUUUUCGUAUUUUAAUACAUGAUGUCAUUGGUUUUCUAGCA
Messenger RNA from Oryza brachyantha (malo sina), 1729 nucleotides. RefSeq names its product ASC1-like protein 1. Lineage: Eukaryota; Viridiplantae; Streptophyta; Magnoliopsida; Poales; Poaceae. The transcript has 6 exons. Gene Ontology annotation, biological process: ceramide biosynthetic process. The record is from RefSeq and is a predicted model, not a curated record. Gene Ontology annotation, molecular function: sphingosine N-acyltransferase activity. Gene Ontology annotation, cellular component: membrane; endoplasmic reticulum. Bases 213 to 1166 code for a protein of 317 amino acids.